This is a messenger RNA of Helicoverpa armigera (cotton bollworm), 3741 nucleotides long. RefSeq lists its product as uncharacterized. The transcript has 12 exons. The coding region runs from base 156 to 1001 and encodes 281 amino acids. The record is from RefSeq and is a predicted model, not a curated record. NCBI's taxonomy places the organism in Eukaryota, Metazoa, Arthropoda, Insecta, Lepidoptera, Noctuidae.
CAUUCACUUGGUUUGAGUUUAUUGGAGAGGUUGUAUUUUAUCGUUUGUGCAGAUUUUCAGCUUGGAUAAUGAAAAUAAGUAGAAAUAUCAUUAAAUAGCUCUAUUCAUUAGUCUACCAUGCUUUGAAAAUCCGGAAGUCAUCAAUAGAAAUCAAGAUGGAAACCGAUGAAGACCAACGUGUCAGCGAGAACGGUGACAUUUUCGUUCAUCGUCUCAAAGAUUUGACUGAUGAAGAAAAGUUACGUUUAGACGCUCAAAACUCUCGAAUAAUACCUGAAGCCAAAGCUGCUAGGUUGGAGAAAGAAGCUAAGCGUCACUGGGACAUCUUUUACAAGAGAAAUGAGACUAAAUUCUUCAAGGACCGGCAUUGGACCACACGUGAGUUUCAAGAGCUUAUAAACUUUGAUGUUGAUGAAAAGAUCACGUUCUUGGAGCUGGGAUGCGGCGUGGGCAACAUGAUAUUCCCGCUAGUCGAAGAAGGUUUCACCAACUUUUAUUUCUACGCGUGUGAUUUUUCACCACGUGCUGUAGAAUUCGUAAAGAGUAACAAACUGUUUGACGAGAGUCGAAUGAAGUCAUUUUGCGCUGACCUAACCACUGAUGACUUAUUCGAGAACAUGGAAGAAUGUUGCGUGGACAUAGCGAGUCUUAUCUUCGUGUUAUCUGCCAUCCAUCCUGAUUCUUGGGCGCAAGUUGCUAAGGUGGCCUUCAGGGCGCUAAAGCCGGGCGGCGUGCUCUUGUUCCGGGACUACGGAAGGUACGACAUGGCGCAGUUACGCUUUAAGCCUGGACACAAGAUCGCUGACAACUUCUACAUGAGGCAAGAUGGUACUAGGAGCUACUACUUCACAGAAGAAGAAUUGCAGAAGCUGUUCACUGAAGCCGGUUUUGAGAUCCUCAUGAACACGUAUGUGCAGCGUCGGACAGUUAACUUCAAGGAAGGCAUCGACGUCCCUCGCAUAUUCGUACAGGGGAAAUAUCGGAAGCCUAGCAAUGGCUGAGAAUGACCCUAAGCAGAAGGUUUCUUCAAUGAAACUUUAUUUGGUAUGAAGGGUUAACAGACCUCCUUAUUCAAGAUUCACCAAAAAUUGGCUGUUGGUGCAAAUAGCAGCUACAUGUGAAAGAACCAUGCUGGAAGGUGCAGGACUUGUUAAAUACUGCUUUGAAAUGAGACAUGAAACAUGGAAGCUAGUGAAACAAGAAAAUAUACUAUAAAUUGUAUUUAAUAUCUGGCUGAGAUGGUUGCAAAAGCUUUUGGAAUUGCCAUCUAAAAGGUAUAUCCAGACAUUGGAGAUAUUUCCUACAACAAGCUGAGAAACGUAACAAGUACAUUUUGCUGAGAAUUAAGAUUCAUCUUAGUCAAUUUGGAUUUUCAAGAUCUUUGAAAGUAUGUCUAUCAAGAAUUGGCACAAGAUUUCAAGACUUUAAAAUGUAACUCGAGGUCCGGAAGAAAAUGUAUGGUCAGUGAAUACUCGUUGUAUUAUAUUGCAAUGAAAGUCGGGAAAUGGAAUUAGUUUGCAACAGAAACAAAAGAUUGUGCACCAAAAACAUCCUUUGCUUCUUCAGCAUCAGUUUCAACGUCAACCGCAACACUAGUGAAUCAAGGACGAAAUUAGUUGAUCUGAGCCCCCACCCCAGGACACAGCAGCCCGUGAGAGCUCUCACGCGCAUGAUGGCGUCCACCGUUGAGCUCAACCUGCUUAAACAGAACUGGUGGUCCGCAAGGUCCGGCCCUAACCUCAAGGAGCUUGCCCACCUCGUCGAGACAGGCGUGACAUCACAACGUGCUUGUAUUGAGCCAAAACAAAGAGAAAUUUCUGCAGACAAGGCUCCUGGAAUUUCAACUUAUUUAGGACUAUCAAAAUAGCAAUACAUACAGGUUAUGUAGAACAAAGAUAUAUUUAUUUAUACCCACAAAAUGGGGGUUUGAAGGUGCAUCUGAACAAAGCAAUUAUGAACCGGCAAUGGAAGGUGGAGAUAAUUCUAGAGAUUAGGCGACGAUAAUUUGGGACAAUCCCAAACUAUCUUGAACUUUUUAUUGCCUACCAAUUUAUUUAAAAUUUGAUAAAGAAAAUACAAGAAGGCGUUAAUUGAAUCAGAAAUUGUUUCUCUACUGUUGUUAAUGGCAUACACGUGAACCACAACUUACACAUGAUGGUGAUUGGUGGUAAGAUUACUUCGAUCUUAUCGAAUACAUCAUCAGCGACAUGUGGUGUGUGCCAAGUGAAACCCAAGGAGAUGAAUGACAUCAACCAGGUUUUACUUAAAAAACCUACAGGAAGUUAAUAAAUUUGGCCUGUCUACACUACAUGCUUGCAUUAGCUGCAUCCAACAUAUUGCAUAGGUACCAUUCAUUUUAUGAAAUGGCAAUCCAAAGGCGAUGAAUGUAAAGAAAAGAUAGCUAAUAGAAAAAAAAAAACAAAUUCAACAAUGAUUUUGGAAUCAAAUGGGACUGCGUGUAUGUAUGUGGUGAAAAGGUGUUGGAACUACAAACGACGGAAACACUGCAAGGAGAUUUUUUGCUGAUCCCACUGCUCAAAUAACGGGUGAUGUCAUGCGGAGAAAUUGUCGACGUUCAGAGCCUAUCGUCACACUGCAAAGUUUGUUGAGCUUUAUUCUUCGUACUACAUGUCUGCAAAUGUACAUAAAUUGCUCAAACAUGGUGCUGUCAUUACAGAGCAUAACAACUUUAUCACUGUCGGGAAAUUAUCCGAAGAAGCGUUUGAUUGAAGCGCGAAGCAAAGACUAAGCAUUUUCGGUGUUUCCGCUCAAGAAAGAUUAGCAGACUCACUACAAAUAAAGACAUCAUUCAUUAUCUGUUGGUUUCGUCUGAACCCUACAUUUCUAGUAUGAGACCUAAAAUUUUUUUUCUAAUACUUAUACAUAUUCCAAUAAAGAUUUUUUUGCCAUUGACCUAUCUCGAUGGUAUGUUGUGGGGCGGCAUGUCAAUCGACGGCAAAACGAACCUCGUCCACCUUAUUAUAAAACGUGGAUUUAAGAAGUACCCGCUUUAGUAAUAGGUUUAGUCCACUAACUUUGUUCGGGACGGUGGUUUAAACGUGGUACAAAAGCUGGUACUUUUUUUAAACCACGUUUUAUAAUAAGGUGGCGUGUGUCUUUCUCGGACUGGAAGUGCUCGCGAGCAAGGGUCGCUGACAGCUGCUCGGUACAUAACAGAGAUCUUAGAGGAGCAGGUUGUCCCUUAUGCGGGUUUUGUUAGCAGUGGGUUCACAUUAAUGCACGAUAACGCCCGCCGUCACACCGCUUUAAUUGUAAGAGACUACCUGCAAGAAGAUGGAAUCCCUGUUAUGCGCUGACCGGCGCGAAGUUCAGACCUGAACCCUAUUGAGCAUCUUUGGGAUGAACUGAAACGGCGAGUACGGGCACGUGAGUCCUGCCCCUACCACUCUUCAAGAGCUCCAAGAUGACGUGGUUGCAGAAUGGGACAACAUUCCGCAAGAGACUGUUGUCACGUUAAUCGGGUCCAUGAGAGAACGCAUGGAAGCAGUAAUCAGGGCCAGGGGUGUGGUGUGGUCUAUGAUCACGUAGUGAUUAGUCAGUAUUGAUAAUGUUAAGAUAAGUAGACGAUAGGGAUGCCUCGUACAGAAUAAGAUAUUUAAUAAGAUAGUAAUUAGUUAAGAUAAGCACGUAGCUUUUCCUUUGUAUAAAUAGCGUAGUAUAUUCAAUAAAGGGGGCACUUCUUAGUAGGUAUUGGUUGCCUUGACUAUACCUAGACAUGUA